Molecule: messenger RNA, 723 nt
Organism: Camelina sativa (false flax)
Lineage: Eukaryota; Viridiplantae; Streptophyta; Magnoliopsida; Brassicales; Brassicaceae
Source: RefSeq, a predicted model, not a curated record
AUGUCUCGAGAGCUCACUGUAUCUCUUGCCGCCAUAGCUUCACAAGCUCUAACAUUUACUCAGUUGAACCAAAUCCAUGCUCAUCUCGUCGUCUUCAACUCCCUCCACCGACAAAGCUACUGGGCUUCGCGUUUAAUCAACUGCUGCACGCGCCUCCGUGCGCCGCCUUACUACACGCGGCUCGUUUUCAAUUCAGUGGCGUUUCCCAAUGUCUUCGUCGUCACUUCGAUGUAUAGAUACUUCUCGCACAUGGACAUGGCGAAUGAUGCUCUUCGUCUCUACGAACAAAGAUCCCGUCGCGGGAUGAUGCCUGACGCUUGGUCUUUCCCUGUUGUGAUCAAAUCGGCUGGGAAGUUCGCGGUUUUGUUUCAAGCUAUUGUAGAGAAAUUGGGAUUUUGUAAGGACCCUUAUGUGAGGAACGUGAUAAUGGAUAUGUAUUCGAAGCAUGAGUCAGUGGAGAGUGCACGCAAGGUGUUCGAUCAAAUUACUCACAGAACAGGUUCUGAUUGGAAUGUGAUGAUCUCUGGGUAUUGGAAAUGGAGAAAUAAGGAGGAAGCUUGUAAAUUGUUUAAUAUGAUGACAGAGAAUGAGAUUGAUGUGGUUUCUUGGACGGUGAUGAUUACUGGUUUUGCAAAGCUUAAGGAUUUGGAAAAUGCAAGGAGGUACUUUGAUAUGAUGCCGGAGAAGAGCGUUGUUUCUUGGAAUGCUAUGCUCUCAGCUUAA